UUUUUUUUUCUGUGGAUAUUUAGAAGAAGAAUUUUUGGUUUGUCGAUUCCCCACCUUCCUCUCCCCUCGUCCCUCCCCUUUCCCCUCCCCCUUCCCCUCCAACGCCGGGGGCGGAUCUACCCGCCGCCGCCUGAAUCCCUUCCCCCUCCUCCCGCCACUAGGGGACCUGCGCCGCCGUAGCCGUUUCCCUUCUUCCUCGCAAACAGGUCACCAGGUCUCCUCCCUCCCUCCCUUUGAGAUUUUGAAGUAAGGAGAGAGGCCGAACCAUGGGGAAGAGAAAGGCGGCUGCUAAGCCACCACCUAGGAAGAGGAUGGACAAGCUCGAUACCGUCUUCUCCUGCCCAUUCUGCAACCAUGGGAGCAGCGUUGAGUGCCGGAUUGAUUUGAAGAAUCUGAUUGGUGAGGCUAACUGUCAAAUCUGCCAGGAAAGCUUCAGCACCACUGCAAAUGCGCUGACUGAACCUAUUGAUGUAUACAGCGAAUGGAUCGAUGAGUGCGAGCGCGUCAACACUGUUGAAGAUGAUGAUGGUGCAUGAGCAUGUGUAACUAUAAUACUCGUAUGGCCUCAAUGUGUUGAUGUCAUUUACUGCCACCGUCAGCCAUAUCUGUAGUAGCAUUGUAACAAUGUACUGGCCGAUCGAAACGUUAGUAGGCAGUUUGUCCCGUGCUUAAUACACAACCGAUGAUAUUGUGUACCUGUAUUUGUAAACCUUGAUAUAGCGGCUGAGAUUACACCUAAUCUCGGUACCUGCAAAGAAUUUAUACUUAUGCUA
This is a messenger RNA of Aegilops tauschii subsp. strangulata, 773 nucleotides long. RefSeq names its product transcription elongation factor 1 homolog. Gene Ontology annotation, molecular function: RNA polymerase II complex binding. Gene Ontology annotation, cellular component: transcription elongation factor complex. Gene Ontology annotation, biological process: transcription elongation by RNA polymerase II. Lineage: Eukaryota; Viridiplantae; Streptophyta; Magnoliopsida; Poales; Poaceae. The record is from RefSeq and is a predicted model, not a curated record.